AUCACUAUUCACUAUCACCGAUGACAGUGACAUAACCAUUUGUCGUAUUAAUGUCCUUUGCUACUUCAAAAACAAUGUCAAACCCAGUAGUAACAAUUCGAGAAGGCAAGCUACGAGGUGCAGUAAAAGAUUUGCUAGACGGAUCUAAAUACUAUAGUUUCAAAGGAAUCCCGUAUGCUCAACCUCCUGUUGGAAAACUGAGAUUUAAGGCGCCUCUGCCAUUAAAGCCAUGGAAUGGAGUCUUAGAUGCGAUAGAACAUGGUCCAGUGUGUCCUCAAAAUGAUCUCAUAACUCAAGAAAAAAUAGAUGGCAGUGAAAAUUGUCUAUUUCUAAACGUUUAUACCAAAUCCCUGAAACCAGAUUCAAAAAUACCUGUCAUGGUUUUCAUUCACGGCGGUGGUUUUGCAUCAGGGUCUGGAAAUACCGACAUGUACGGUCCGGAGUUUUUAAUCCACCAUGAUGUUGUUCUAGUGACUAUUAACUAUAGAUUGGAAGUAUUCGGAUUUUUAUGUCUCGAUAUUCCAGAAGUGCCGGGAAAUGCUGGUUUAAAAGACCAAGUCGCUGCACUUCAGUGGGUUAAAAAUAAUGCUGGCCAGUUUGGAGGUGAUCCAGAAAAUAUUACGAUUUUUGGAGAAAGUGCCGGCGGAGCGUCAGUCACUUACCAUAUGUUAUCGCCCAUGUCUAAAGGACUGUUUCAUAAGGCUAUAUCUCAAAGUGGAGCAUGCCUAGCUAGUUGGGCACACCAAACAAAUGGCAAAGAAAGAGCUUUCAAAGUUGGUAAACAUUUAGGAAAAGAAACAAACGAUCCAUAUGAACUUCUCGAUUUCCUACAGAGCGUACCGUCUGAUAAACUAAUAUCAAUUGGUUUCCACGUAAGAACAAAAGACGAAAGGCUUAAGGAAAUACCUUUGAUUUUCACACCUGUUGUCGAAAAGUUUUCGAAUUCAGAGGCGUUUCUGACCGAAAAUCCUGUUGACAUAUUAACAGUGGGCAGAUUUAACAAAGUCCCGCUUAUGGCAGGGUAUAAUACCGCAGAAGGGCUAGUAUUUGUAUUGCCUGAAUUGAGAAAACUAGAAAUUAAAAAUAAGUUUCCAUCACACUUUUUACCUCAACAGUUAAUGGAGAGUAUAUCAGAAGAGAAAGCCUUAGAAUUUGGUAGUCGAUUGAAACAAUUCUAUUUUGAUAACGAAGAAAUAACAGAAGAUAGCAUGAAAAUUUUAUCCGACUUAUUGGCAGACCGAUAUAUAAUUUACCCGGUUCAUAGAUUUGUUAAUUUUUAUGCGGAGCAUUGUAAAUCAAUUUUCAUGUACAGAUUUAAUUUAAGCACGAAUUUAAAUUUCUUGAAAACAAUGUUGGGUUUCGAAGCUGAAGAAGGAGCUAGUCACGGUGACGAUAUGUUUUAUAUGUUUAAGAGCAGUUUGACCGAUGAUAAAUUCAAAGAAAACGAGAAACUAAUGGAAUAUGUAAAUUUGAUUACGACACUCUGGACUGAUUUUGCUAAAUAUGGAAAUCCCACUCCAGAUAAUAGAUGGAAUGUAAAAUGGACGCCGUACACAAAAUCGAAUAAAGAGUAUUUUAAUAUAGAUGAAAAGUUGUCUAUGAGAAAAAGUGGUGAACAGGAUCGUAUGGAAUUUUGGGACAAGAUUUACAUUGAGGCGGGACUUCCCGCUAGUAGUAAAAGUAAUUUGUAAAUACACAGGCCGUGACUCGCAUUAAUGCACGAAAUAUGCUCAAACCUUAUUUUCCUAAAAAUAUAAAUCCUAGGUUUAA
This is a messenger RNA of Melitaea cinxia (Glanville fritillary), 1770 nucleotides long. RefSeq names its product juvenile hormone esterase-like. The record is from RefSeq and is a predicted model, not a curated record. The transcript has 5 exons. Lineage: Eukaryota; Metazoa; Arthropoda; Insecta; Lepidoptera; Nymphalidae. Bases 51 to 1691 code for a protein of 546 amino acids.